This is a messenger RNA of Tricharina praecox, 3657 nucleotides long. RefSeq names its product armadillo-type protein. The record is from RefSeq and is a predicted model, not a curated record. Gene Ontology annotation, biological process: protein import into nucleus. The coding region runs from base 128 to 3265 and encodes 1045 amino acids. Gene Ontology annotation, cellular component: nuclear envelope; cytosol. Lineage: Eukaryota; Fungi; Ascomycota; Pezizomycetes; Pezizales; Pyronemataceae. Gene Ontology annotation, molecular function: small GTPase binding. The transcript has 7 exons.
CACAACGAGGCCAUUUCUCACCCCCGCCCCCCGCCCCACACCCCACUAACCCCCGUCCUGGUCCGGCUCGCGACCGUGCAUACGAUACCCUUUCCCCGCCAGUGAUCGCACACCCGAUCGGACAACAAUGGAUACCGCUGCGCUUCGUGAAUGCAUCGGCUCUACACUGAGCGCCAAUGCCGACAUUCGGAGACAGGCUGAACUGCAGCUGAAGGCGGCGGAGGUGCAAAAAGGUUUUGUCGCAGCUUUAACGGACAUCGUCUCGAACGACCCAGAUGCGAACUUCCGGCACUCAGCCGUUAUUUACCUCAAGAACAAGGUCACCCGGUCUUGGGAAUUCAACGAGGAAUGGCCUAAGAUUCCCGCCAUCCCCGAAGAUGAGAAGGCCAUACUCCGCGAGCGUCUCAUCCCUACCCUCGCGUCGGCACCGCCCAACAUCCGGCAACAGCUGAUGCCACUGAUUGGCAAGGUCUUGCACUAUGAUUUCCCCGAGCGGUGGCCGAGUUACAUGGAUAUCACCCUGCAGCUUCUGAACUCUGGCGACAUCCAGUCGGUCUUUGCGGGUGUGCAGUGCUUGCUGUCUCUGACGCGGGUCUACCGCUUCAAGCGGGACACCACUAAGCAGGACGAGAUGGAGCGCGUUGCGCAGGCGACCUUUCCCAUAAUCUUGGCUAUCGGCAACAGACUGGUUGACGAAACCAGCACGGAUGCGGGUGAUAUGUUGAAGAUGAUCAUUAAAACCUACAAACAUGCAACUUAUUUUGAAUUGGCACCGCAUCUACAGGAUCAGUCGUCAAUCGUUCCUUGGGCGACCCUGUUCAUCAAGGUCGUCCAGAAGGAGCCCCCGGCGGAGUCUAUGGUCGAGGAUUUGGACGAGCGGGAAAUUCACCCCUGGUGGAAGGCAAAGAAGUGGGCCUUCGCGAAUCUUAACAGGAUAUUCGUUCGUUACGGAAACCCCCAAGGAGUCACUAGCAACGACUCCUACGAGGAGUUUGCCAAGCACUUCAUCGACAACUUUGCGCCCGAAAUCUUGAAGGCGUACCUUCAGCAGAUCGAAUUAUGGGUGUCGAAGCAAAGGUGGUUGAGCAAAAUCUGCCUGUCCAACAUCCUCGCCUUCUUGGAUGAAUGCAUUAAGCCCUCCGCCACAUGGAAGCACCUUGGCCCCCACGUUGAGAACCUGAUUGCGCACGUUCUCUUCCCGCUGCUGUGUCAGACCGACGAGGACCUCGAGAUGUUCCAUGAGGAGCCCGCCGAAUACCUCCACCGCAAGAUUAACUUCUAUGAGGAGGUUUCGGCACCUGAUGUGGCCGCUACAAAUUUCCUGAUGACCUUGACCAAGAGCCGGAAGAAGCAGACAUUCACCGUCCUCAAUUUCAUCAAUGGCGUGGUCAACCGCUACGAGACGGCUGCGGAUGCGGACAAGAACCACAGGGAGAAGGAGGGUGCUUUGAGGAUGAUUGGUACUCUGUCCAGCAUCAUCCUUGGCAAGAAGAGCCCGAUCGCCGAUCAGGUUGAGUAUUUCUUUGUGCGUCAUGUGUUCCCCGAGUUCCGGAGUACCCAGGGCUACCUGAGGGCCCGAGCUUGCGAUGUCCUUGAGAAGUUCGCCGAUCUCGACUUCAAGGAUGAGAAUAAUGUGGUUCUCAUCUACCAGAACAUUCUCCAGUGCUUGAAUGAUCCGGAACUUCCCGUUCGGGUCGAGGCGGCUUUGGCUCUUCAGCCUUUGAUUCGCCACGACUACAUCCGGACGUCGAUGCAGCAGAACAUUGCCGACAUCAUGCAGCAGCUUCUCAAGCUUGCGAAUGAGGUCGAUGUCGACGCUCUGGCGACCGUCAUGGAGGAGUUCGUCGAAGUCUUCGCAGCCGAGCUUACGCCGUUCGCCGUGCAGCUUACGGAGCAGCUUCGGGACACCUACUUGCGCAUCAUCGGCGAUGUUAUCGAGAAGGGACAGGGCAGCACUGACGAAGAUACGGAGACUUACCUCGACGACAAGAGCAUCACGGCCCUCGGUGUGUUGCAGACCAUUGGUACUCUGAUCCUUACCCUAGAGAGUACUCCGAAUGUGCUGCUCCACCUCGAACAAAUCUUGAUUCCUGUCAUCACCAUCACUCUUGAGCACAAGUUGGCGGAUCUAUACAACGAAGUGUUUGAGAUUAUCGACAGCUGCACAUUCUCCGCCAAGGCUAUCUCGCCGACCAUGUGGCAGAUUUUCAAGCUCAUCCACCGGUCGUUCAAGGACCGAUCGGAGAUCUUUAUCGAGGAGAUGCUUCCUGCCCUGGACAACUACGUUUCGUACGGUCACGAGAUGCUGAAGCAGCAACCAGAGUAUAUGGAGGCCAUCUUCGACAUCAUUCAGACCAUCUUUACGAACGAGCGUCUGGGUGCUAUGGACCGCAUCUGCGGUUGCAAGCUUGCCGAAGCUGUCCUUCUCAACAUGCGCGGACAUGCCGACAAGUACUUGAACCACUUUAUCGAGAUUUCCAUGCAGUGUUUGUUGGCGGAAUGCGAGGUCAAAUCGUACCGUGUCCAUCUUAUGGAGAUGGUUAUCAACUGCAUCUACUAUAACCCUGCCGCGACACUCCAGGUUCUGGAAAGGCACGGCUGGACCAACAAGUUCUUCAGUCUAUGGUUCUCCAACAUCGAGAACUUCAACCGUGUACACGACAAGAAGCUCUCGAUUGUUGCCAUCGUGGCUUUGAUUCAGCUGCCCCCGGACCAGGUGCCCCCAAGCAUCCAGCCUGGAUGGCCAAAGCUCAUGUCGGGCAUCGUCAGCUUGUUCCAGACUCUGCCAUUGGCGAUGAGGCACCGCGAGGAUAUCUCGAAGGAUAGUUUGAACUUUGACGACUCGUACGAGAGUGACAGCGAGAACGAGUGGGAUGGCGAUGCCGGCUGGGAUGGCGAAGAAGGGCUUGACGAGGCGGAUGUUCCCGACGAGAGCGCGGCGUACAUGGAGUUCUUGAACACCGAGGCGCAGGCCCGGGCCGCCAUCGACUUCACUUACGAUGAGGACGACGAUGAGGCGUUGGAGGAGGAGACGCUGCUCGAGACCCCAUUGGAUCAUAUCGAACCAUAUCAGCUGUUCCGAGGAGCGCUGCUCGGAAUACAACAAGUUCAGCCACAAGUAUACGAGGCCCUCACCAAGGAGCUGACAGCUGACGAGAAAUCGGUUAUCACGAGCGUGUUCCACGAGGCGGAGCAGAAGAAGUUGGAGCAGGAGGCACAGAUGGCUGCUGCCGCCGCUACCGUGGUACUGAGUAAUGGGGCUUAAGUAACCGGUGGGGUGGUGGAGGUGGAGGGCACCGACCGACAUACAGCUUGUGUGGGGGGGACCAUGUGAGGUGAAAAUAAAGGGCAUUCUGGUGGAAUGGAAACGAUGGAUGGAUGGGUGGGAUUUGUUUUUUUUUCUUCUUUCAGUUGUGCGAUUCGUGUCAAUUUCUAACUUAGUUUGGGUGUUGUGUUAUGUUACUCUUCUCCUUUUCUUUAUUUCACAUUUUUCUUUCUUCCCUUUUCCUAAAUGGUGGUGGUGGUGGUGGGGGUCGGGUGGAUGUAGGUUGUCAUAGUUGUUGCUGCAGAUGGUGCAGAUGUAGUGGUAUGUAGUGGUUUAUCGCGGUUGGUGCGGUUGGUGCUGUGCGGUUAGAAUAUUAUUGGGAGUCUUACAUU